UAGGACAGCAUUAGCCCAUCGGAACCUCAAAAGAUAUGGGGCCCCUUUGUUGCCAUGGGAAGACUGAGGCUGCCAUGGAAUGCAGGGAGACUCCCACUCACCUCCACCACCUAAACCAUUUGAGCCCUUGAGAAAGUCUGCAGACAUCUCCUGCAGGCCUGUGUCACCUCCUGCAGGCCAGACUGACUUUGGAUGCCCUGCCUCCCAAAUAAACAAGCAGAGCUACUGGGCAGAGGCAUUCUAACUCAUAUGGGGAUGAUGCUCAUUCUGGUGUUUGUCUCCCAGGGAAAUCACCACCCUCACCUCAGAAAGAGCUCCCGCUGCAAAGUGAUUUGGCUUCGGGGGCGACCCAUCUGGCUCCCAGUGGAGGAGCUUCUCUGAGCUGCAGCUGGAAGAGACCUUAUGGCAUUGGGGCCGGUCUGCAGAAUACGGGCAACACCUGCUACCUGAAUGCAGCCCUGCAGUGUCUCACGUAUACCCCACCCCUCGCCAACUAUAUGCUGUCCCAGGUGCAUUCUCAAACUGGAUUUCUGCAUCCUAUGUGCUGUGGAACUCACUUUCUUUGGGCCCUCCACAGCCCUGUCAAGUGCUGGCUGCUGGUUUUCACACAGACAGGCUGGAAGGUGCCCACAAAUUUCUGAUGUUCGCUCUGGAUGUCCUGAAGGCAGCAGGUCUGCCUGGGCUCACGGACGGGGUGGGUCCCCAAGAGGACCAAUCUGCAUCCCAGCAGAUAGUGGGAGGACACUGGAGGUCUCAAAUCCAAUGUCUCCAGUGCCAAGGCAUUUCAGAAACCUUGGACCCUUACCUGGAGAUCGCGUUGGAUAUCAAGACAGCCGACAGUGUGGAGCAAGCUUUGCAGCACUUGGUGCAACCUGAAGAGCUGGCUGGAGAAAACGCCUAUCACUGUGCUACCUGCCUACAGAAGACAGCUGCUUCCAAGACACUCACCUUGCAAUCGGCUGGCAAGGUGCUUCUCUUUGUAUUGAAAUGGUUUUCUGAUUUCACCGGUGAGAAACUUGGAGGACAAGUGCACUAUCCCGAGUGCCUGGACAUGAGACCUUACAUGUCUCAGCAGAAUGGGAGGCCACUGGACUAUGUUCUCUAUGCGGUUCUCGUCCACGUUGGCUUGAGGUGUCAAUCAGGACACUACUUCUGCUAUGUCAAAGCUGGCAAUGGCCACUGGUAUAAAAUGGAUGAUGCUAAUGCAACUGCUUGUGACAUCACUUCUGUCCUGGAUCAAAGUGCCUGUGUGUUAUUUUACGUCCACAAGAGUGGAUUUGGAGAAACAAAUGGGAAUGUGUCUUCAUGCAGGGAACAAUCACUACAGUGAGGCUGAAGACAGACAUGGCCAUACAUCAGGAGAGCUUGAAAGGCAUUCCAAUAUUAAAGCUGUAGAGUCAGAGGAGCACUUGGAGCAAACAACUCAGAAAAUCACCUUAGAUCUAUGGCAACCCUUUCAAUACCAGAACUGACCAAAGUGUACAUCCAAGCUCAGGACAGUGGAGCCCACACUGCCUUGCAAUGUGAUCUGAAUUCACCAGUCAAGAUCUCCAGGGGGGAUGAGGAAGCACCAUCCUGACCAGGAAAGGGCCCUGCUGCACGGGGCAGCUGGGCACAUCACUGAGCAGCUUACCAUGAAUCCAGGCAACCUCCCUUGUCUGGGAGGAAGGAGCAGACCUGCUAAGAGGGAGAACAAACAAGGAAAGAGGCCUCUGUUGCUGUUCCAGUGAUUUUAGUACAAAUGUACUUCACGAGUAUGUGGUUGGGUUACACUGCACAUAUUAAGUGUGUGCAUUUUUUAAAGAUCGUAUGUGUUUACUUAAAAGUCAGCGGUAUAGAGAGUUUGAGGCAGAGAGAGUGAGAGAAAGUGAGGUCUUCCAUCCAAUGCUUCACUCCUCAGAUGGCUGCAGUGGCUGGAGGUGCACUGCUCUGAAACCAGGAACCAUGGAUUUCUUCCAGGUCUCCCACACAGCUGCAGGGGCCCAAGUCCUUGCGCCCUCUUCUACUGCUUCCCCAGGCCAUAGCAGAGAGCUGGUUCAGAAGUGGAGCAGCUGGGACUCGAACAGCUGUCCAUAUGGGAUGCCAGCAUUGCUGGUGGCAUGUUUACCUACUACACCACAGCGCCAACCCUGUUAAGUGUGUGUAUUGCAAGUGUAAUAUGUUUUUACAUAUCAAUUGUUGUA
Oryctolagus cuniculus (rabbit) is the source of this 2183-nucleotide messenger RNA. Lineage: Eukaryota; Metazoa; Chordata; Mammalia; Lagomorpha; Leporidae. The record is from RefSeq and is a predicted model, not a curated record.